Microtus ochrogaster (prairie vole) is the source of this 422-nucleotide messenger RNA. Its product is annotated as protein S100-A8. Lineage: Eukaryota; Metazoa; Chordata; Mammalia; Rodentia; Cricetidae. Gene Ontology annotation, molecular function: calcium ion binding; calcium-dependent protein binding. The record is from RefSeq and is a predicted model, not a curated record. Gene Ontology annotation, biological process: endothelial cell migration; response to lipopolysaccharide; neutrophil aggregation. Gene Ontology annotation, cellular component: cytoplasm; extracellular exosome.
GGUGAUGAAGCUUGGGAAAGUCUGCAGCACAGAUUAGAUGCUUGAGGAUGAAGGAAGGGGAAUGAGGGUGAGCAAAUCUUCAGCGAUCAUGCUGUCUGAAAUGGAGAAGUCCUUGGAAAACAUGGUUGAAGUCUACCACAGGUACUCCUUGCUGAAAGGGAACAACCACGCCCUCUACAAGGACGACUUUAAGAAACUCGUCACAACUGAAUGUCCUCAUUACAUGAAGAAGAAGAAUGUUGAAACCAUGUUCAAAGAGUUGGACAUCAAUCAGGACAAAGCAAUAAACUUCGAGGAGUACCUUGUGCUCGUGGUAAAGAUGGGCGUGGCAGCCCAUGCAGACAGCCACAAGGAGUAGCAGAGCUUCUGGCCCGGGGCUGGGCCCCUGGACAUGUCUACAGAAUAAUAAAAUUGUCAUACCU